AUGACGCAAUCGUUGGGAGGCGCCGCGGUCGUCAACUUCGGUCUGCAGCUCGUCGGCUGGGCCUUCGCGUCCGCGCUCAAGACAGAGAAGUUUUACGACCUCUUCGGCAGCCUCGCGUUCGCGUCCACGGCGGCGAUGACGUUCGCAUCGUCGUCGCACCACCCGCGUCAGACGAUGGUGACGUCCAUGGUCUGCGCGUGGACGAUACGUCUGGGCGUCUUCCUCGUGCGAAGGGUCCUCCGCGACGGCGGCGACUCGCGAUUCGACGAGGUGAAGCACGACCCGGCGACGUAUUUCGUGUACUGGAUGAUGCAAGGCGCGUGGGUGUUCGUCACCGCGCUGCCGUGCUACCUCAUCAACGGCGUCGCGAGUCAGCGAGCGCUGCACGCGGGGGAUUACGUGUCCCUGAUCGUGUGGUUCUUGGGGAUCGCCACGGAGACGGUCGCGGACGUGCAAAAACAGAUUUUCAAGAGAGACCCGGCGAACAGAGGGCGGUUCAUCGACAGCGGGCUGUGGAGCCUCUCGAGGCAUCCGAACUACUUCGGCGAGAUCGUGACGUGGUGGGGCGUCUGCGGCGUCGCGCUGAGCAUGAAUGCGACGCCGGCGACGUCCGCGUGCUCGCUGUUAUCGCCGAUAUUCGUGACGUUACUCAUCACGAAAGUCUCCGGCGUGCCUCUGUUGGAGAAGUCCGCGGACGAGCGGUGGGGCUCCGAGGCGGGGUACCAGGCGUACAAGCGGAACACGCCGUGCUUGAUCCCGAAGCUCCCGGGGACGGGGAACCGAGCGGACUGA
Messenger RNA from Micromonas pusilla CCMP1545, 792 nucleotides. RefSeq lists its product as uncharacterized. Gene Ontology annotation, molecular function: oxidoreductase activity, acting on the CH-CH group of donors. Gene Ontology annotation, cellular component: membrane. The transcript has a single exon. The record is from RefSeq and is a predicted model, not a curated record. The coding region runs from base 1 to 792 and encodes 263 amino acids. Gene Ontology annotation, biological process: lipid metabolic process. Lineage: Eukaryota; Viridiplantae; Chlorophyta; Mamiellophyceae; Mamiellales; Mamiellaceae.